CAGUAUAAUUAAAUAUUCGGCAGAAAUAUACGAAUUUGGAAGCAACUUAAGGUCGUCGUACGUUGGAUCAACACAUCUGUUCUACUUUUAUCACAUAACAAGAUGAAAUGUAUAUGUGCAUGACAUACAUGCACAUUUAUAUAGCUGCAUUUUGAGCACAGUACCAACAGAGUACGGUAAGUAGCGCUGUUCGUUCUCGCUACUACUACUUGUCACUUUGUCAUUCAGUAAUUAUACAUCAAUCGAACAUUGUAUUUGUAGUGAUCUUUUUCUAUAAAUAUAUAAAUAAUUUCUUAUUGAAGACAAACCUAUUAAUUCAAUCGAAACGAAGUUUCAAAAGCAAUAUAAUUAUCCGGAAUUUGUAAUUUAUAAGCAAUUUAUUAUGUAUUUCACUUGCCAACACAUCGGGAUUAGAUCCUUCGACAUGCCUCGGAUAUUAAAAGGAUUUUGCAAUCCUUAAGGAUAAAAUACGUUUGAAUUUAUUUGGAUCAUGAACUAUAUGUUCAUUUUUUUGAAACUGUAAAACCGGACUGAUAAUUUAUUACGUAUUUUAUUCAAAAUAUCGUAAAAUCCUGUCGUAACAGGAAUUUAAUAUUACAAUAAGCAACGAAUAUAAUUGUGACUUUAUAUUUACCAAUUAAAAAGUUCAUAUAUUUAAAAAGGAAGAACGAAACGUUGCUUAAAAGAAAUGAAAGACACAGCAAGUAAUAAAUACGAAAAACUUUUCGAAGAUAAUGAACUUGAUACUGCUGCUACAACUACUGACAAGGAACGUAAUAAAAAUGCACCGGUAAAAGAGGAUAAAGAUCAAACUUCAGUAAUGUGGUUAACAACAGCUGAAGCAGCCAGUCUUGGUGCUGAGGAAGUUGCAGCUAGGUUGCAUGUUGAUGUAAGAACAGGUCUUUGGUGGCAAGAGGCAGACCACCGAAAACAGUUAGUUGGAUUUAAUGAAUUUAGUGUUAAGGAACAAGAACCAACAUGGAAAAAAUAUCUUGAACAGUUUAAAAAUCCUCUAAUUCUGUUACUUCUUGCUUCUGCCUUUGUUAGUGUAUGUAUGAGGCAGUUUGAUGAUGCUGUUAGUAUUACAGUGGCUAUUAUAAUAGUAGUGACAGUUGCAUUUGUACAAGAAUACCGUUCUGAAAAAUCCUUAGAAGAAUUAAAUAAAUUGGUGCCACCAACUUGUCACUGCUUACGAGAAAGCCGAGUAGAAACAUUUCUUGCUCGCAAUUUAGUUCCUGGUGAUAUAGUUUAUUUAAAUAUUGGUGAUAGAGUACCUGCAGAUGUCAGGAUAUUUGAAGCAAUAGAUUUAGCAAUUGAUGAAAGUAGUUUUACUGGAGAAACUGAACCAGCACAAAAGUCAACAGCUCCAUUACUUAAAGCUAAUGGAUUGACAACAAAGAGGAAUAUUGCAUUUAUGGGUACAUUAGUGCGUUGUGGCAAUGGGAAAGGUAUAGUAGUAAAUACAGGAGAAAAAAGUGAAUUUGGAGAAGUUUUUUCAAUGAUGCAAGCAGAAGAAGCUCCUAAAACACCACUUCAAAGAAGUAUGCAUAUUUUGGGCACUCAAUUAUCUUUUUAUUCAUUUUGCAUUAUUGGUAUUAUUAUGCUUCUUGGCUGGAUCCAAGGCAAAGCUUUACUUGAAAUGCUUACUAUCAGUGUAAGUUUGGCAGUGGCAGCUAUACCAGAGGGUUUGCCUAUUGUUGUGACUGUAACUUUAGCAUUGGGUGUUAUGAGAAUGGUUAAAAGAAAAGCUAUAGUAAAGAAAUUACCAACAGUAGAAACACUCGGUUGCGUAAAUGUGAUAUGCUCCGAUAAAACAGGCACCAUUACAAAGAAUGAAAUGACUGCAACAAUUUUAGUGACAUCAGAAGGAUAUAUAGCUGAUAUUACUGGGACUGGUUAUAAUGAUAAAGGAGAUGUACGAAUUCGAAAAUGUGAUAAUAUGAAUCUUGCACGCAAUGCUAUUAGUAAUAUGUUGGAAGUAGGAUGUGUUUGCAAUAAUGCAAUAAUACAAAAUGAUACUUUACUCGGUCAGCCAACUGAAGGUGCAUUAAUAGCAUUAGCAAUGAAAUAUGGAAUGUAUGGAAUUUCUGAUAAGUAUUUGCGAUUACAAGAAUAUCCAUUUUCAUCUGAGCAAAAAAUGAUGGCUGUGAAGUGUACACCGAAAUAUGGAGAGAAUAAGCAAGAAAUAUAUUUUGUAAAAGGUGCUUUGGAUAAGAUAUUACCAUUAUGUACCAAAUAUUCUGUUAAUGGUCAAGAAUAUUCUUUGAAUCAAAAAAAAGAUGAAGAAUUUUUAACAGAAGCUUAUGAAAUUGGGCAGCAAGGAUUAAGAGUAAUUGGAUUAGCACGUGGAAAAUCAUUACAAGAUUUAAUGUAUGUUGGUCUUAUUGGUAUAUGCGAUCCUCCACGACCACACGUUCGUGAAUCUAUAACGACUUUGAUAAAUAGCGGUGUUAAAGUUAAAAUGGUUACAGGUGAUGCUAAAGAAACUGCAUCUGCAAUAGCAAGUAUGAUUGGAUUAGAUGUACUUCAUUCGCGGCUAAUUUCUGGAGAUGAAAUUGAUUUGAUGUCCGAACAUCAAUUAGAACAAUGUAUUAAUAACGUUAGUGUAUUUUAUCGGGUCACACCUAAACAUAAAUUGGCUAUUGUAAAAGCUUUACAAAGGGAAGGAAAUAUAGUAGGUAUGACGGGUGAUGGCGUUAAUGAUGGUGUUGCUUUGAAAAAAGCAGAUAUAGGCAUAGCAAUGGGUAAAAAUGGUACUGAUGUUUGUAAAGAAGCUGCAGACAUGAUUUUAGUGGAUGAUGAUUUUGAAACUAUCAUUGCUGCAAUUGAGGAAGGAAAAGGAAUUUUUCAUAAUAUACGAAAUUUUUUAAGAUUUCAAUUGAGUACUAGUAUAGCUGCUCUAUCUUUAAUUGCACUUGCUACUUUAAUGGGUAUUGCAAAUCCUUUAAACGCAAUGCAAAUUCUUUGGAUAAAUAUUAUUAUGGAUGGACCACCUGCUCAAAGUCUUGGUGUUGAACCAGUUGAUAAAGAUGUAUUAAAACAGAAACCACGUAAUAUAAAAGAACCAAUGAUUACGCGACAUCUUAUUAUUAAUGUACUAUUAUCAGCUACUAUUAUUAUUAUUGGUACUUUAUGGGUUUAUAAUAAAGAGAUGAGAACUGAUGGUAAUACUGCAAGAGAUACAACCAUGACAUUUACAUGUUUUGUUUUUUUCGAUAUGUUCAAUGCUUUAAGUUGCAGAUCACAGACCAAGUCAAUAUUUACUAUUGGUUUAUGGAGUAACAAAAUGUUCCUGGUAGCCGUAGCAUUAUCAGUAAUAGGACAGAUGUUAGUGAUCUAUUUCCCACCGUUACAACGAGUUUUUCAAACCGAAGCUCUUUCAGCUAUAGAUAUCUUGUUUCUCGUCGCACUCACAUCAAGUGUUUUCAUAAUUAGCGAGAUAAAGAAAUUUAUAGAGAGACAACUAUUCAAACGGCGAGCAGGUACACAAUAUUAUAAUAAAUCUGAGAUGGAUUUUGUAUGACAGUUACAGUCUGCCGAAGAUAAGGCGGACAAGGAUCAUUUGGAAUAAAAUACCCAACACACAUUAUGCGGGUAGUAGAUUGGUUUAUCAAUAUUAUCUCGCUAUACUCAAUUAUGCUUAUAUACUUGUAAACUUGUAUAUGCACUUAUCACGAAACAAACAUUUGUGCAUCUAAUUAAGCGCGUUUAACUAAGAUUUAAAAUGACUGCGUUUUUUAAUCUUUCCAAAUUUUUCUGACUUUUCUGAUAUACGAUAUCAGGUUUUUAGACUUAGAAUUUAGCCAUUUCUCGUCCUUACAAUAAUUGUAUUAGACAUGUCAUAGAUUCUAGAAAUGCUAUGCACAUUCCACUAAUUUUUCGUAGACGAUCGAUUUUAAUAAUAUUACUCGUAAUCGUAUUUAUAGUAAUUUUUGUCUUGAUUAAUCAUAAUAUUCUAAUAUAUAAUACAUUUUUUCAUUCAUCUUAUUGAUAAAUAUCAUUAAUGAAAAUAUUUAUCUCUUAAGAUAAAUAUAUUUAUUCGUUUCUUUCGCGAUAAUUAUAGAUCACAGUGUCUAAUAAUAAAAAUAAUAAUCCGUGAAGAAGAAACAUAUAUUUACGACAUAAUUAAGCAUAUCGAUCAAUUGCAUUUAAAAAUACAAUUGGUUAUAAUUAAAAGAAUAAACAAUCUUGUAAUGUUCUUUAA
Messenger RNA from Apis florea (little honeybee), 4204 nucleotides. It is a transcript of the gene SPoCk, whose product is annotated as secretory pathway calcium atpase. Gene Ontology annotation, biological process: calcium ion transport. Gene Ontology annotation, molecular function: P-type calcium transporter activity; ATP hydrolysis activity; ATP binding. NCBI's taxonomy places the organism in Eukaryota, Metazoa, Arthropoda, Insecta, Hymenoptera, Apidae. The record is from RefSeq and is a predicted model, not a curated record. Gene Ontology annotation, cellular component: membrane.